Molecule: messenger RNA, 3134 nt
Organism: Thunnus maccoyii (southern bluefin tuna)
Lineage: Eukaryota; Metazoa; Chordata; Actinopteri; Scombriformes; Scombridae
Gene: slc22a13a
Product: solute carrier family 22 member 13a
Exons: 10
Coding region: 1059-2678 (539 amino acids)
Biological process (GO): transmembrane transport
Cellular component (GO): membrane
Molecular function (GO): transmembrane transporter activity
Source: RefSeq, a predicted model, not a curated record
GGUAAUCAUCUUGUAACCCUUGUGGGUUUUUGGUUCCAUAGAUUGGUUCUGUCAUAACUACAGAGUCUGAGGUCUGAGCAACAAGCAUCAUUCAGAUGACACAUUGUUCCUGUGUAUGUAAGACAUGGUGAAAUGAGGGAUUAAUUGUUGACUCACUGAGCAAUUCUUAUAAUGAUUAAUCAAAUGUGCAGAAAGCUGUAGAAGUCAUGGGGUGUAAUAAUUUUCACAUUUUUGUUUUUUUUGAGCACUGAGUAAUAAUAUGAUCUCAACAUAACCCGAACCCAAAACAUAACACAGAGUCUGUGGUAAAAAUUAGUCAGAAACAAGGCAGCAUUUAUGAAUAAGUCAAAAUAGGCAGAACUCGAAAAGCUGAAAUACGUCAGAAAACAAGUUGCAUUUUCCUUUAAGAUGAUCCUCUUUUCUGCAGACCUGCAGUAAGCAUGAUAAGACAACUUUAGUAUCCUUUACAGCAUACACUAACACUCUGUAACUGCUUCACUAACAUAGCAAUGACAUUAUGUAACAGGUUUACCUGUCAUACACUGUAAGAGUGGUGGUGGAGAAGGUUUCAUAAGUCAGCAUAUUAUAAAGUAAGUGAAAGAUCAACUUCACUUUCUGUGUGAGCAAAAGUUAUAGUAUGCUGUCAAUAAUCAUCAGUUUAGCAGCACAGUCACGUUGUGCUUUUAUUAGUAGUCAUGGUGGAAAUAAAAGACUGAGGUAUGACAUCCUAACAUUCAAAACCUAUUUGUAUUUUGCAAGAUUACUGCAAUGCUUUUGGUAUGUGCAAUUUGAAAAAAAAAAGUUGGUGAAAGUUAUUGAUCAACGAAUAUUAAGGCCAAUUUUACUCAGGACAAAGAGCAUAUUGUGAAGACUGAAAAGGUACAAGAGUGAAAUAUCUGGUUAAAUAAUCAGUGGAGCUCUCUCUAUGUAACAAAAUACUCAUUUAAAUGCUGUCUCAUCUGUCCUGAAAUAUACUGUCUAGGGUUUAAACAUUAAUAGACAUUGUUUAAAGGUCAUCUGCUGGCAGCAUCUCUACACUGAAAGCCAGCUCCCCGAACAUGGCUGAUUUUGGAGAGAUCUUGCGGAAUAUUGGAGAAUUUGGAUCAUUUCAGAAGAUCACCCUUUUUGCUCUUUGUUUCCCAAAUGUUAUUCUGCCUUUUCACUUUGCCAGCCUAUUUUUUAUCCAGUCAGAUCCAGAGCGGCACUGUAACACAGACUGGAUCCUCAGGACUGAUCCUAACCUGACCACAGAUGAGCAGCUGAACCUGACUCUGCCCCUGGAGGACGAUGGGACCUUCAGCAGGUGUCGGAUGUUUGUCCCUGUGGACUGGAACAUCAGUGCCAUCAGGGAGUAUGGACUCAAUAAGACCACAGGGUGCCAGAAUGGAUGGGUGUACGGCAACACCAUGUAUGAGGCCACCAUAGUCACUGAUUUUGAUCUAGUUUGUGACCAGGCUAAUUUGUUAGAAGUGGCACAAGCAGUGUUGAUGGCUGGAAUUCUUGUUGGUUGUCUCUUAUUUGGACCGUUUGCUGAAUCGUUUGGUCGUAAACGGGCAGCUCAGAUUCCAGUCAUUGUGAUGCUCAUAUUUACUGUAACAACUGGAAUAUGUCCUACCUACCCCUUAUAUUUGACAUCCCAAUUUAUGGUGGGCAUUGGCUAUGGAGGUUAUCGACUUAACGGUGUUAUACUGGCCACUGAGUGGAUUGGGGUGUCCAGAAGAUCAUGGGGAGCAUGUGUUACUCAGCUAUUUGGUGCAGUUGGACAGUGCAUACUCGCUGUUAUGAUCUACUUCAUCAGAGACUGGAGACUGGCUCAACUAAUUACAGCAGCUCCACUUGCAGUGGUUGCUAUUUACAUAUGGUUUAUUCCAGAGUCAGCCAGGUGGUUGUUGGACAGAGGGAGGACAGAAGAGGCUAAACAGCUGCUUGUAAAGGUGGCAGCUAUUAACAAACGUACUGUUCCAGACUCUCUGCUGGAAAAGAUUGUUGUCAAAGAAACUGAGAAAAAGGGAGGCAUAAUAAUUCUUAUCCAAUCACCUGUGCUUAGGAAGUAUUUCUUUACCAUAAUAUUGGCAUGGUUCUCAUUGAAUGUUACCUACUACUGCCUUUCAUUCAAUGUGGGAAAUUUUGGCUUGGACAUCUUCCUGACACAGCUUAUUUUUGGUCUGACUGAACUACCAGCUCAUAUACUUUGCAUCUGGCUGUUAGAAGUAUUGGGUAGAAAAGUAUCACUCAUGGGAACCCUUCUGAUCGGGGGAUUCUUGUGCAUCUUAAUGCUAGCUUUUAAUCAAGAUAAUGCUGUUGCUGUUACUACUUUGGCAACCUCAGGACGUUUUUUCAUUAACUGGGCAGGAUCCAUAUGUAAUGUGUAUGUUCAGGAGCUGUUCCCAACAUCUUUCCGACAAACUGCUUCUGGUUUGGGCUCCAUUGCAAGCAGGGCUGGUGGGUUGCUUUCUCCAUUGCUCAACAUGUUGGCCAUAUACCACUGGUCCAUACCAAUCAUAGUCUUCAGCAGCCUUACACUUAUCAGUGGAGCUCUUGGCUUCCUGCUUCCUGAGACCAGGAGAAAAGAGCUCCCUGACUCAACCGAUGAGGCCGAGGGCAACAGAAACAAGAGCACCAUGAAGAAACAAAGUGAAUCAAACAUGCAUCUACACAACAAAUCAACCAAACUAUAGUCUGAUUAAUCCUAUUACUGAUUUUUCUGCUCCACUGUCGGCAGCAAUUCAGGAUGGUAUUGUAGGUUGAUCUAAAGAUAUAAAAGUUUAAUUGGAAGAUUACCAUGAAACUUACUGAGCAAAUUCAUACCUUCCAUUUUGGACAAUCCAUGAAUUUUCUUGUAGCACCUUCCUCAUUCCAAAGUGACAAGAUAUCUCAAUAUUUAAUGAGCACAGCCAAUAAAAUUACUGACCACAUUUGUGCUCCCAUGAGGACAAACCCUCCAUGAUUCGACCUCUUGUGCCACUUCAGGAAAAUCUUAAGAAUAGCAAUCAUUUUCAGUCUGUUGAGGGUAUGUACUCAGUAUCAUUAUCAGUGCAAUUCAAAACCCAAAAGUAUUAAAUUGGCCGUUUUCACAAAAGACAUUUUGACAUGUCACAGUAGGAAAAGCACAGGUGUAAGUAAUAAAAUGAAUG